UUUGUCCACUCCUGCUUCUUAUUUUCUCCGCCUCCAUUUCUCACUCUCUAUAGUUUCUUAAACAGCUUCUCUCUUGUUCAAAACUCCUACUAUGGAUACUGAGAUGCCAAAACAAGAGAUAUCCUUUAUUUGGCCACCGAAAAUGGCCACCAAAUCUUCGAAAACUUUCUUCGUAGCCCAAAUGUCCCUGAGAAUGGUGGUAGUUGCUUUCACAUUAGCCGGGGCGAUUACCAUGGUAACCAGUGAGCAGUCAGUAACCAUCUUUGGAAUCGUUAUGCAAGCCCGUUAUACCUACUCAUCUGCUUUCAGGUUCAAGGUUAUUGCAGAUUCGGUUGUUUGCGCCAUCUCAUUACUGUCAGUGCUUCUUGUUUAUUCAUUUAGUCAUCGCAAAUCCAAUACCAACAAUUACUUUUUCUUGCUCUGCCAUGAUAUGGUAAAUAUGAUCGUGUUGAUAUCGGGAUGCGCAGCAAGUACAGCAAUCGGGUCCGUGGGAAAAUAUGGACAGAGCCAAACAGGCUGGAUAAAAAUUUGUGAUCGAGUGGACAAAUUUUGUGACAGAAUUUUGGUGUCAAUUGCGCUAUCUUACUUGGCUUCCAUUUCCUUAUUUGUGCUAACAAUAAUGGGUGCCUACAAGCUCAAGUCUCUGGCCGUAGAAUGAAGUGGAAAAAGACCACCCACCUUUCCUGCCUUGCUUUUUCUAUAAUUUCAGUUAUCUUUAUCGUCUUUGGUUAGUAAAAAAAGAGGAGAUCUUGUCUUACAUGUUCAAACAAGCUUUACAUAAAUGUGAUGGUGUUGAAUGUAUGAAAUGACUUCUUCUUCUUC
This is a messenger RNA of Olea europaea var. sylvestris, 822 nucleotides long. Its product is annotated as CASP-like protein 1F2. The record is from RefSeq and is a predicted model, not a curated record. The transcript is spliced from 3 exons. Bases 92 to 658 code for a protein of 188 amino acids. Lineage: Eukaryota; Viridiplantae; Streptophyta; Magnoliopsida; Lamiales; Oleaceae.